GCCCCUGCCAGUCCGGCAGUCCCCCAGCUCUCGCAGCGAUGGCCCUAAGAUACUUCAUCAAUGUCCUGAAAAGUCGUCGGAACCCCUCGAGGAUCAACACGUUCUUGAUGAGAUCCUACUCCGCCUACGGAAGGUUCGUCAAGAAGGACCUCUUCUCAAGAAUCAGCCCCAUCGGCGACCCGAACCAGAGCGUCGCGCCGGUUCUUGAUAAGUGGGUCGAGGAGGGCAACAAAGUCAAGGGCUUUGACCUCAAGAGCAUCAUUCGCGACCUCCGAUCUCGUAGACGAUAUACCCAUGCCCUUCAGGUUUCUGAGUGGAUGAGCAGCAAGACAGAAGGGUUCUUAACGCCAGCGGACCAUGCUCUGAAGCUAGAUCUAAUUGGUAAAGUGCAAGGGGUGGAUGUUGCAGAAAAUUAUUUUAAUAGCUUAAGGGAUCAAGACAGAGUCGAGAAAACAUAUGGUGCUCUUCUGAAUUGUUAUGUCAGGGAUUGCGCUGCUGAUAAAUCUCUUUCCCUUCUGCAAAAAAUGAAGGAGAUGGGUUAUGCUUCGACUGCUCUGACGUACAAUUGUGAAAUGUGCCUCUACACAAACAUUGGCCAGCUCGAAAAGGUUCCCAACGUGCUUUCAGAAAUGAAGGAAGCCAAUAUUUCUCCCGAUAACUUCAGCUACAGAAUUUGCUUGAGUUCUUACGGUGCAAGAUCUGAUCUGGACAAUAUGGAGGAUCUUCUGAAAGAAAUGGAGCACCUACAGCAUGUGUCCGUGGACUGGUCCACUUAUGCAGUUGUGGCUAAUCAUUUCAUAAAAGCUGGCAUCAAAGAAAAAGCUCUGAUUUAUCUGAGAAAAUGUGAAGAGAAUGUGCAAAGAGACUCACCUGGAUAUAACCAUUUAAUUUCACUCUACGCAAGUCUUGGGAACUGCAAGGAAGCGAAGAGGUUGUGGGCCCUUAGAAAAGCCAAUCGCAAGAGGCAGUCGAACAAAGAUUACAUUACAGUGCUAGGUUCCUUAGUGAAGCUUGGGGAGAUAGAAGAGGCUGAGAAAUUGCUUCGCGAAUGGGAAGGGUCUUGUGAAUUCUACGAUUUCCGCGUGCCAAAUACUCUCCUUAUUGGAUACUGUCAGAAGGGAUGGCCUGAAAAGGCCGAGCAAAUGCUACGUGGCAUUGUCAAGCAAGGGAAAACUGCCAUACCAAACAGUUGGUCCAUUGUUGCGGCAGGUUACGUAGACAAGGAUAACAUGGAGAAGGCAUUUGAGUGCAUGAAAGAAGCCCUGGCUUUACAGUCCCAAAGCAAAGCAUGGCAACCAAAAACCCAGGUGGUCUCAAUCAUACUGAAUUGGGUUAAAGUGAACAGAGCCAAUGAAGUAGAAUCGUUCCUAAGUUCAUUGAACACUGUACCGAGCUUCGAUCAAAAGACAAUCGAUCUGUGGGAGAUGGUCAGUGCUGAUGGCUCCAAUGAGGAUAUUAUGCAAGAGAAGAACCUUUAAACGGAAAAAAGGUUGGAUAUAAUAAACAAAACGGUUAUGUUCAGGAUUCAGAAAACCGGUCGGUAUAUCUUUCAAUCUGCUUGUUGAUGUUCCACAUUUCGGUGUCCCGUUGUGAGCUGAGAAGAAGAGUGCCUAUUCCUGGAAAAUGUCUGCGCUUUCUCUUUCUCUCUAGUAUAGUUUUUAAUGUUCUGCGAUAGCACUUUCACUUUUGCUUUUGCCAGGGACAUUGUUGCCGCGUCUCCUCCCGUAUAAAGCAUUGCUGCCAUUUCCUUUGCUACCGCUUCGUCACUGACGUCACAACACUCGCGGUUACUUUGCAAUCACCGACUUUUAGGAUUUAUAAUUGGUGAGCUACAACGCAGGAAAGCAUUCCUUCACUAUUCUUGGAUGGAAGUGUGGAAGAGAAGCGACGGUCGGUAUUUGCUUUCACUUUAUAUGUAUCCGAUGCAGUAGUCUGUGACACGACACUGUAAACAAUGCGCCCCGAAAUGCCGAGACAAAAGGCGAACCGUGGCUAGGGUUUCGAUGCAUGGAAGGAAGAGGAGAACAUAUUGCCGAAUGCAGCAGCCAUCAAAGAAGAGAAUGCAGGACCCAGGAUUCAUGGAAGAACAAUGGGGAAAAAACACUGUUGUGUCAAUCACUUUCCUAUUGUCCUAGUUUUCCUCCUUGUUGUAAGUGAAUGAUAUGAGUAUUGUGUGGUUUCUUGUUCCCUGAAUAGAUUCAAUGGACUUCAAAGAAAUCACCGUUUUUUCUCAAUAUCUACUCAUUGCCAUGACAUGGUUUGAUGCAAAUACUGCUGAUUUCUUUUUUC
This is a messenger RNA of Syzygium oleosum, 2289 nucleotides long. RefSeq names its product pentatricopeptide repeat-containing protein At4g21705, mitochondrial-like. The record is from RefSeq and is a predicted model, not a curated record. Gene Ontology annotation, cellular component: mitochondrion. The transcript has 2 exons. Bases 39 to 1478 code for a protein of 479 amino acids. NCBI's taxonomy places the organism in Eukaryota, Viridiplantae, Streptophyta, Magnoliopsida, Myrtales, Myrtaceae. Gene Ontology annotation, molecular function: protein binding.